Molecule: messenger RNA, 4681 nt
Organism: Physeter macrocephalus (sperm whale)
Lineage: Eukaryota; Metazoa; Chordata; Mammalia; Artiodactyla; Physeteridae
Gene: OSBPL1A
Product: oxysterol binding protein like 1A
Exons: 30
Coding region: 1527-4496 (989 amino acids)
Cellular component (GO): plasma membrane; cytosol; perinuclear endoplasmic reticulum
Molecular function (GO): cholesterol binding; protein binding
Source: RefSeq, a predicted model, not a curated record
ACGGCCAAAGGUCAAUUAAAGUUAGGACUUGUAAGGGUUCAUUGGAUUUUGCAAUAAGGAGGCCUUUGGUGUCCGCCCGGAGCAGUUUCAGUGGAGAAGUGGGAGCAGAAGCUGAGUACAGAGGGUAGAGGAGAGAGUGCAGAGGAGAUGGACAGAGCCAGUGGAGACCAUGCUUUCAAGCGGUUUAACUCUGAAGGAGGAGGGAGACGGUACCACUCUCUGGCAGGAGGGUUUUUAAAAGAUGGCAGCGACUAGAGAACCCUUGUGGAACGGGUACAUCGUGAGAGCACUGGAAGAUCUAGAAGAGGGUUGAUGGAGUGAGGGUGCCAAGGAAGAGGGAUUGGCAUACACGGCACGGGAGGGCUCUGGCCUUAGACAGGAGGGGUACCUCUUCCAUUUUAACAGAAGAGGAAAAGUAAGAGGGGUGCAGGUAAGCCUGUUGGUUUGGUGGUCAGAACUUUGUGGGGUUCUCAACUAAUGGUUUUCGCGUCCUUGGUAAAGUAGGAGGCAAAGUCAUCUGCUGAGGGUGUGCCAGGGAGCUGGUGGGGUGAGGAAUUUGAGGAGAAAAAGAAGUGCGGUGAAGAACAGGAAACAAAGCUCAGUCCUGGCCCCUCAUCUUGCUCUCUUCUUCUUUCUCCCUAGGCCAUCUCCUGCAAUGCUCAUGGCUUCACGUCCCCUCGACACGGAUGGUCACAAAUGCAGCUCUCUAGUCCAGACCUCAGCUCUCAACCCUCUGUCACCUCCACUUGUCUCUCUCAAAGGCUCCUUCCACUACCUGCCCCUCCAGCUUCUGCUCAGGACAGAGGGUUGUUGGGCAACGCUGAGAAUCCAGUCAAUGUUUAGUUUCAUGAAUUUGCAGUGUGGUCUACACUGUGUAAGGCCCUGUGCUAGCUUUAUGUCACCCACCCCCUCUUAGCCGGUUUUGCUCACGUCUCAUCUGCUUAACACGUCGUUUCCCCAACCAUUUCCACACCGUCAAAUCCUAUCCAUCUUAAUGGCUUAACUUUAAAAGCCAUCUUUCCUGUAAAGUAUUCACUGAUAGCCCCAGCUCGAAAACAAAACUUUCUUCCUCUUAUUCCUCCUUUGUCCGAAUUUUACUUAUGGUUCUUACUAUUUUCUAUCUCUUAAUAUACCUGCUGAUGUACAAGUCUUACAUUGCCUCAUCUGCAUUUACUACGUUCGUAAAUUCCUGAAGGCAAGGCUGUUAACCAGAGUCAUCUUUUUUUCUCUCAGCCUAAAACAGUGCCUUGCACAUGUAUCCACUCACAAAAUCAUGUCAAUUACUAAGUUAAUAUGUAUUUACUGACUAAUGAAGACAUGGAUGGAUGACAGAUUCUCUCUGCUCUGGAAUCUCAAGCUCACCACGGCCACAUGGAAUCACAUCUUCAACCAAGAUUGUUUCUGGUGUAACAGUUGUCCAUCGGGGUUGGAAACCUUCUUCAUCCUGCUGGUCUUGGUGACCUCAUUUUUCAAGUCCCUGCUUAAAUUUCACUUGCUCUGUGAUUCCUUCCCAUACUAAUGCAGAAAUGAGCACAGAAGCAGAGCAACAGCUUCUUCAUCAUGCCAGAAAUGGCAACGCUGAAGAAGUAAGACAGUUAUUGGAAAUCAUGGAAAGGAAUGAAGUAACUGCUGACAUUAACUGCAAAGGAAGAAGUAAGUCUAAUUUGGGCUGGACACCUCUUCAUCUGGCCUGCUAUUUUGGACAUAGACAAGUGGUCCAGGAUCUGUUAAAGGCUGGUGCGGAAGUAAAUGUAUUAAAUGACAUGGGAGACACUCCACUUCAUCGGGCUGCUUUUACAGGACGAAAGGAGUUGGUAAUGCUUCUUUUAGAAUAUAAUGCUCAUACUACUGUUGUUAAUGGGAAUGGACAGACAGCAAAGGAAGUCACUCAUGACAAAGAAAUCAGAAACAUGCUUGAAGCUGUAGAAAGGACUCAACAAAGAAAGCUUGAAGAAUUACUUUUGGCAGCAGCAAGAGAAGGCAGAACAGCAGAACUCACAGCUCUGCUCAACAGACCGAAUCCUCCUGCUGUGAACUGUUCGGAUCAGUUAGGAAAUACACCCUUGCAUUGUGCCGCUUACCGGGCUCAUAAACAAUGUGCCUUAAAGCUUCUAAAAAGUGGAGCAGACCCUAAUCUGAAGAACAAAAAUGAUCAGAAACCUCUUGAUCUUGCCCAGGGUGCUGAAAUGAAACACGUUCUUGUUGGUAAUAAGGUCAUUUACAAAGCACUGAAACGAUACGAAGGCCCUCUCUGGAAGAGUUCAAGAUUUUUUGGCUGGAGAUUAUUCUGGGUAGUGUUAGAACAUGGAGUCCUCUCAUGGUAUAGGAAACAGCCCGAUGCAGUCCAUAAUAUUUAUCGCCAGGGAUGCAAACACCUAACUCAAGCAGUAUGCACGGUAAAACCCACUGAUAGCUGCCUCUUCUUUAUUAAAUGCUUUGAUGACACUGUUCAUGGCUUCAGGGUUCCUAAGAAUAGCCUUCAGCAGACGAGAGAGGACUGGCUGGAAGCAAUAGAAGAGCAUUCUGCUUACAGCACUCACUACUGUUCCCAGGACCAGUUGACUGAUGAUGAAGAGGAAGAUGCAGUUUCUGCUGUAGACUUGAAGGAAUCUUUAGAGAAAGCACAGAUAUGCCAGCAGAGACUAGACAGGGAAAUUUCCAACUUUCUCAGAAUGAUUAAGGAGUGUGACGUGGCUAAAGAAAUGCUUCCAUCAUUCCUUCAGAAAGUUGGAGUUGUCUCUGAAGCUUCUAGAGAAACUUGUGUAGCUUUGAGUGAUUGCCUUAAUCUCUUCACCAAACAAGAAGGGCCUCCCAGUUUGGAAAUCACUGGAUUACAACAUUCUCUUGUGAAUUGGUUGGAUGUGGCUGUGCCCCAGAGUGCUUUCGGAUAUGAUGAUGAUAAUUUGGGGAUUUUUCUGCAAGUAGUGAGGAAUUUUAAAUUGGAACAGGAACAAGAAAAAACCAAAAUUUUGUCAGAAGCGCUGGCGACUCUAGCCACUGAACAUCAUGAAUUAGAGCAGUCUCUGGUCAAAGGCUCCCCACCUCUCAGCAUCCUUAGUGAGGACGAGUUCUAUGAUGCGCUGUCAGAUUCCGAGUCCGAACGGUCCCUGAGUAGAUUGGAAGCAGUGACUGCGCACUGCUUUGAAGAGGAAGGAGCGCAUCUGAGGAGUAGAAAGCACAGGAUGUCCGAAGGAAAAGACUGUGGUGGUGGAGAUGCUCUCUCCAAUGGCAUCAAAAAACACAGAACAAGCUUGCCCUCCCCUAUGUUUUCCAGAAAUGACUUCAGCAUCUGGAGCAUCCUCAGAAAAUGUAUUGGAAUGGAACUCUCCAAGAUCACUAUGCCAGUUAUAUUUAAUGAGCCUUUGAGCUUCCUCCAGCGACUCACUGAAUACAUGGAGCAUACGUACCUCAUCCACAAGGCCAGUUCAUUUGCUGAUCCUGUGGAAAGGAUGCAGUGUGUAGCUGCAUUUGCUGUAUCUGCUGUUGCUUCUCAGUGGGAACGUACUGGAAAGCCUUUCAACCCACUUCUGGGAGAGACUUAUGAAUUAGUUCGAGAUGACCUUGGUUUCAGACUCAUCUCUGAGCAGGUCAGCCAUCACCCACCCAUUAGUGCAUUUCAUGCUGAAGGAUUAAACAAUGAUUUCAUCUUUCAUGGCUCAAUCUAUCCCAAACUGAAGUUCUGGGGGAAGAGCGUAGAAGCAGAACCCAAAGGAACCAUCACGUUGGAGCUCCUUGAACACAAUGAAGCAUAUACGUGGACAAAUCCUACCUGCUGUGUACAUAACAUCAUUGUGGGGAAACUCUGGAUUGAGCAGUAUGGCAACGUGGAGAUCACAAACCACAAGACUGCGGACAAAUGUGUGUUGAAUUUUAAGCCAUGCGGCCUUUUUGGCAAGGAGUUACACAAAGUUGAAGGCUACAUUCAAGAUAAAAGCAAAAAGAAGCUCUGUGCCCUCUAUGGGAAGUGGACAGAAUGUUUAUACAGUGUUGACCCUGCCACAUUUGAUGCUUACAAAAAAAAUGAUAAGAAAAAUACUGAAGAGAAGAAGAACAGCAAACAGAUGAGCGCUUCUGAGGAGUCAGAUGAAAUGCCAAUGCCAGAUUCCGAGAGUGUGUUUGUCAUCCCUGGGAGCGUCCUCCUGUGGCGAAUAGCCCCGCGGCCUCCCAAUUCGACCCAGAUGUAUAAUUUUACUAGCUUUGCAAUGGUUUUGAAUGAAGUAGACAAGGAAAUGGAGAGUGUGAUUCCUAAGACAGACUGCAGGCUACGUCCUGACAUCAGAGCCAUGGAAAAUGGGGAAAUAGAUCAAGCUAGUGAAGAAAAAAAGCGACUUGAGGAGAAACAAAGAGCGGCCCGCAAGAACAGGUCCAAGUUGGAGGAGGACUGGAAGACGAGGUGGUUCCAUCAAGGUCCUAAUCCCUACAGCGGAGCCCAGGACUGGCUUUACUCGGGCAGCUACUGGGACAGAAACUACUUCAAUUUGCCUGACAUUUAUUAAAGCAUAGACAAGUUGGGGCAUUUGGCUAAUCUACAGAUAAGACUUAAACCUGUGUUUUAAAAUUUUCUUCUUUGGUUUCUACUCAUCUUUUAAAAAGAGAAAAAAAUCCUCUCAUGAUAACUUGCAUUUCACCCAACAAAAGUAGGGCAUAAGGUGGAUACUGGUGAUGAACGUCUUUGGAAAAA